Messenger RNA from Pyricularia pennisetigena, 405 nucleotides. RefSeq lists its product as uncharacterized. The transcript is spliced from 3 exons. The coding region runs from base 1 to 405 and encodes 134 amino acids. Lineage: Eukaryota; Fungi; Ascomycota; Sordariomycetes; Magnaporthales; Pyriculariaceae. The record is from RefSeq and is a predicted model, not a curated record.
AUGUUCCAGCAGGACUUUGUUUUCGACUGGACUUUGCUCAAAUACCAACUCAAGAGCAGCGGCACCGCAGCAACGAUAAACACGGGUGGAAAUGACGCCGGCGAACCAUUUGUUGAGCAGCCUGACUAUCAUCCAAUAAGCCAACAAGAACUUCAAACAGAAGUGGCAAAUAUCUUCACCAGCUUGUGGGACAAGAAUCACGAGUCGAAACAGAAGCUUGCCUUUCUGAGGUCGGCGUAUUCAAAGCUGACGGCUAUCUACAUCACGGUGCCCGCUUCCCAACCAAUCUGGGUUGAGUAUCUUCACGAACUCUCCAAGCGCGGAGCAGAGAUUGAUUAUGAUAACGAUCGUCGUAAGGCUUGGGAUAUCACUUCUCAAGAAUGGGCCAAGGCAAGCGGCGCAUAA